Messenger RNA from Vespa velutina, 3145 nucleotides. It is a transcript of the gene Spag1, whose product is annotated as sperm-associated antigen 1. Lineage: Eukaryota; Metazoa; Arthropoda; Insecta; Hymenoptera; Vespidae. The coding region runs from base 1066 to 3093 and encodes 675 amino acids. Gene Ontology annotation, molecular function: heat shock protein binding. The transcript has 12 exons. Gene Ontology annotation, cellular component: cytosol; mitochondrion. The record is from RefSeq and is a predicted model, not a curated record.
UCUUUAAAUACCAAAUGUAUUAUUCGAAAUGUACGAGCUUGCGCACCUGUAUCCGUUAGAUUUCACAUUUGAUAUCUCACAAUUAAGCGAAGGAAAAAUAUAAGGACUCCGUUUAGAUAAGAUUUACAAAUUAGAUAAGAUUUAUGAACGAAAAUUUAUUACCGUACUCGUCGAAAAGAAGAAUGUAAGGAAGAAAAGAAAGAAAGAAAGAAAAAGAAAGAAAGAGAGAGAGAAAGAGAGAAAGAGAGAGAGAGAGAGAGAGAAAGAGAGAGAGAGAGAAGCAGAAAAGGAAAACAUUGAAUUCCAAUGUCCUCUACGACAAUAAUAAAUUAUCGAUUAUAAUCCAAACGAUAUUCAGCUGGGGUAUGAUAUUCGGUACGCACAUAUAUACCAAUAUGAAAGUUUAUUUACUGGAUGAUUUCAAAAUUCGCGUUGCAUCGCGCGAUCCGCAUUUCAUCGUGAUAAAUAUAAACUCGGAAAAAUUUCACGCGUUGCUCCGAGUGCAAUUUCGAAUAAACAGGCAAGGAAGGGAGUAUGCAAGGAAGUAAACAGCAAGAGUGCGAGCAAGCGAGCAACCAGGCAACCGUUUGUAUAAAGAUUCUCCCGAGUUCGUGUUGUUUGUCCAACGAGAUCACCGAUCGCAUUCGUCGCGUGAAGAAAUGUGCUUAUUCGUCGUUGUACGAGUGACGUAAUUCCUUUCAUUGUGUGUCGGCGAUAUUGAAAGAAAAUUUUUUAAGUGAGAUAUACCAAGUAAAAAACAAAGAAGAAAAGAAAUAGAUUGGUAGAGAGAGAAAGAGAGAGAGGGAGAGAGGAAAAGAGAGAGAAAGAGAGAAAGAGAGAGAGAGAGAGAGAUGAUAAAGAUAUUAAACGCUUGCUUUACCUAUCAUCGUCAUCGUCAUCAUCAUCUGGAACGGCCUCGAGAAGGUCGAACACUCGCACGGCAAAAGCAAACAAUUUGAAUCGCACUAAAAACGUGACGUUUGUUUGUACAACGGACAAAUUACAGAGAGAGAGAGAGAGAGAGAGAGAGAGAAAGAGAGAGAGACAUCCAUACGUAGUUUUAACAUGGUCACCGAAGAAGCGGAUCUAAUUACUGUGCCGAAGCCAGAGAAAAAAUCAUUAUUGGAAAAAUAUGAAAUACCAUUGGAGAAUCUAUCGUACGAAUAUAUCACAGAAUGUACAAAUGGCAAGACCUUGGAACGUAUCGUCAUAAUACUUAGAUCCGGGGAGGAAGGUAUCUAUCCAGAUUUAACGAGACAUGCGGAAGAACGUUUGGCGAUAAUAAAACCGAACAGUACAGUCUUACGAAAGAUUUUACCAGUUCUGACACGUAAAAUGUUGCUACCAGACGAAUGCAAGGAACUCGAUAAUGAUAUUAACGAUUGGACUCGUGAAAUGCAUUGCCGAGAGAAGGAUUUGAAUGAUGGGAAAAUAUCUCUCCUGGAUGAUCCUUCACUUAUCCCAGAAAUUAGACAUACCGAAGAGAUUUCCACGAUGAAAAAAGAUAACAAAGAAAAAUGUGACAUCAAUCGAAAAUCCAAACGAAUAGCAUCUUGCGAUUAUGCUGCUUGGGACAAGUACGAUGUUGACACUGAAAUAAAUAGGAUAGAUUUGCAAGAUGAGAGAAAACAGAUCGAAGCUAAGGAGAUCCAACGAAGACAGAAAGAUAUGGAAAAGAAAAGGAAAGAAAAUUCUAAAGAAAUCAUUCUGAACAAAUCUUCGUUUACUGGUACAGAAAUAGACGUGAUCGCUGAGCAAGAAAGAAAAAAGGGAAAUGAAGCUUUCAGAAUUGGUGAUUAUGUCGAUGCAUUACGAUUUUAUGACUCCAGUAUCGCGAUAAAUUCAUGCCCAAUCGCUUAUAAUAAUCGAGCUAUGACACUCAUUAAGUUACAGCGUUACGAAGAUGCACUCAAUGAUUGCAAUAUUGUGCUUUCCGAGGAUGACAAGAAUAUCAAAGCACUUCUUCGACGUGCAUUGUGUCUCGAAAAUCUGGAUAAAAAACAAAAAGCUCUAACCGAUUACGAGACAAUCUUGAAACUGGAACCGACAAACAGGACGGCCAUUGCUGGAAUUAAUAAAUUAAGAAAACCUUGCGAAUCUAAAAGAGUGAGAAUGAAAAUCGAAGAGGAAACGUCUUCGAAUGAAAUUUCGAAGAUCGUCGGAGGUGAGGGUGAUACUGAAAAAAUAAAUAUUAUUAAAAAGUGUCUUUCAAAGUCAUCCAAUAAAAAGAUUGAAAAUGUUAUUGAAAAUAAUAUAUGUAUUUGUGAGAGAGGACCAGGACCGUCUCAUAGUAACAAGCCUUUACCACAUAUCAAAGAAAAUUAUUGUCUUCGAAGUGAAAGUAAACGGAUAUUAUCAAGUUGCAAUGAAAUUAAUCUUGGAUUAACGAAUAUUAAUUUAUCUUCUUCUAACAAUGAUACGUCUAACGAAUUAACUUCCAUUUUAAUUGGCCAAGAAUCGAAAUCUAUAAAACAUAAUAAACAAAAAUCAAUUUUUUCUUGUAAAACGAGAAGUACAUCUGGAGUUGUCAUAGAGGAGAUCCCAAAUGAUCAAUCAUAUACGAAAAAAAUUAAAUCUAUCGAUAGAAAGGAUAAUGAAGAAAUAAAAAAUAAUCAUAAUACAAUAAAUAGAAAUAAAUCUAAUUCGUUAGAGAAAAAAAAUGAGGUCAAAAGAAAAUACAAUGAUGAUGAAUCAUGUCGGAAGAAAGAUAAAACUUUUAUGAAUUUGGAAAAUAUAUCAAGCCCGUACGAAUUUCUACGUGCAUGGCAAUCUUUAAAAGAUGAUAAUGAUUUAAAAAUACAUGCUCGACUAUUACGAACUUUAAAAUUCGAAAAUCUCAGUACAGUUAUAGGUAACAAACUCGAUGGAAAUAUGUUCAGUUUAAUAUUACGUUGUUUAGAACAACAUUUUUGUAAAUCCGAAGAUUGUGAACUACUUGUUCGUUAUUUAAAAUCAAUUAGUCAAUUAAGUCGAUUUUCUAUUGUAAAAAUGUUUAUGGAUAAUAAUGAUAAGAAAGCUUUAUCGAAUAUAUUCCAAUUUUUAAAGGAUCAAGGAUCUAAGGAAGUAUCAGUCUUACGUGAAGUUUAUAUUUAAAACUAUGUAAAUCAUAUUUAAUAUUAAAUUAAAUUUAACAUUUUAAAAUUGA